This is a messenger RNA of Drosophila bipectinata, 316 nucleotides long. RefSeq lists its product as uncharacterized. Lineage: Eukaryota; Metazoa; Arthropoda; Insecta; Diptera; Drosophilidae. The record is from RefSeq and is a predicted model, not a curated record.
CAUGUGAAUUUGAAUAAAUUUCUUCUUAACCUAGUGGGCGACCACUUUAAAUUCGUUUAGUGUACGCCAAAUAAUUUUCGGAUCCUUCGAAAAAAAAUUCUUUUAAAAAAAAUUUGUCAAAAGGAUUCUAUUGCUAAUACAAAAUGCCCGAAAAUACACCGAGGCCAUCGGCAAAGUCAUCUUCAAAGCCAUCUGCAAAGCCAGGUACCAAGCCACUGGUCACCAUCAAGCCCAAUAGGCCCGGAGUAGCUCGUCCUCCAUUGCCAACCCAACAUGAUAGGAUUUGGAAAAUAAUGAAGAUGUAACUAAGGUCAAA